Ricinus communis (castor bean) is the source of this 1873-nucleotide messenger RNA. RefSeq names its product beta-glucosidase 12. The record is from RefSeq and is a predicted model, not a curated record. The coding region runs from base 152 to 1786 and encodes 544 amino acids. Gene Ontology annotation, molecular function: beta-glucosidase activity. The transcript has 12 exons. Gene Ontology annotation, biological process: carbohydrate metabolic process. Lineage: Eukaryota; Viridiplantae; Streptophyta; Magnoliopsida; Malpighiales; Euphorbiaceae.
GCUUCCAGUUCCAGGAGAUAUGUCCAAUUUUAUUUUGUCAUUUAAUUUUUUUCUAAUCUUUUAUUCUCAAACAUAAGCCUGCGUGCCCCCUAUUUAAAGAAGACUAAAUAAGGUUUGGCUUAAUUAAUAGUACUAAUCGAAGUCAUCUUUAAUGGCUACACAGUACCCUUUGUUCUUUCUAUUGGGAGUUCUUGUUUUCCAUGGAAACUUGCACACCCUUGCAGCCUUUGAAUCUACCUAUAACAUUGCCUCGUUCAACCGGAGCAAUUUUCCAACAGGGUUCAUUUUCGGGACAGCAUCAUCAGCUUACCAGUAUGAAGGUGCAUCAAAGGAAGGGGGUAAAGGACCAAGCAUUUGGGAUACUUUUACUCAUACAAAUCCAGGUAAGAUUAAAGACGGCAGCAAUGGGGAUGUGGCUGUUGAUCAAUAUCACCGCUACAAGGAAGACGUUAAGAUAAUGAAAGAAAUGGGUUUGGAUGCUUACAGAUUCUCAAUCUCAUGGUCCCGGAUUCUGCCAAAUGGAAAGCUGUCCGGAGGUGUAAAUAAAGUAGGAGUGGAAUACUAUAACAAUCUCAUCAAUGAGCUCCUAGCAAACGGUCAGGAUACACCCAUUUUUAUUUUUUUUAUUUUUCUUUUCUUAAACGUCCAUAUUUUAGAAUUUCAUUCCAACUUUUUAUUAACAGAUAUACAACCUUUUGUCACAUUGUUCCAUUGGGAUCUACCUCAAGCCUUAUCAGAUGAAUAUCGUGGUUUUUUGAGUCUUCGCAUUGUGGAUGAUUUUCAGAAUUAUGCAGAAGUUUGUUUCAAAGAAUUUGGAGAUCGGGUGAAACAUUGGAUAACAUUCAAUGAGCCAUGGGCCUUUAGCGCAGGUGGUUAUUCAUUAGGCUUCUUUGCGCCAGGUCGAUGCUCACCUGUCCAAAAUAUGAACUGCAGUGGUGGAGAUUCAGCGACCGAGCCAUAUUUGGUGUCCCAUUAUCAGAUUCUUGCUCAUGCUGCAGCUGUGAACCUGUAUAAAAACAAAUAUCAGGCAAUCCAGAAGGGCGUUAUUGGGAUUACCUUGGUGACUCCAUGGAUGGCGCCAUAUUCCAAUGCAAGGCAUAAUACAAAUGCUGCACAGAGGGCACUUGACUUCUGGUUGGGAUGGUUUAUGGAACCAUUGGCAAAUGGUGACUAUCCACACGUAAUGAAAUCUUAUGUGGGAAACCGGUUGCCCAAGUUCUCGAAAGAGCAAUCAAAAAUGAUAAAAGGGUCUUAUGAUUUCAUCGGAUUAAACUACUAUACUGCUUAUUAUGCACUCUAUGCCCCUCAAUUUAGGAAUGGAAACAAAAGCUUCUUGACUGAUCAUCUAGUUAACAUGACAAGUGAGCGUAAUGGAAUUCCAAUUGGUCCAAAGGAUGCUGCAGGUUUUAUCAAUGUUUAUCCAAGAGGGAUUCGAGAUCUUUUGCUAUACGUAAAGGGGAAGUACAAUGAUCCGCUGAUAUACAUUACAGAAAAUGGGAUCGAUGAGUACAAUAACGCCACAUUGUCGCUGGAGGAAGCCCUGUCUGACAAAAUGAGGAUCGAUUACCACUAUCAACAUUUACAUUUCCUUGACAAAGCAAUUAAAGAGGGAGUUAAUGUGAAGGGAUAUUUUGCAUGGUCAUUGCUGGACAACUUUGAAUGGAACUCCGGUUUCACUGUGCGAUUUGGCAUCAAUUUUGUCGAUUACAAAAAUGGAUUAAAACGAUAUCCAAAACUCUCAGCCCACUGGUUCAAAAACUUUCUCACUUCAACAAAUCAGGGAUAAGUUAUAAUUCUUGCUUUCCUCGAUAUUCAUGACUUGGAGGCUCUAUUCCAUGCAUAAAAGGAAAUAAAACUGGUGUUGACUAUUUAA